CAAAUUGGGCGGUGCUCGUCUGACGGUGGCAGCAUCCUGGCCGUAAUCAGUGCCGCUCACACGCCUCCUUGCUUAGUUUGACUUAACCCUCCGGUGACUUACAACAAAUGAUGAUUGCUAAUGGGUUGGCUACCUGUUAGCUGGUGAUUAUAUACACCUCCAGAUCAAGAACGCCUAAUACCGAAGGAAAUCGAAGCGCCCACAGCGGAAAAAAAAGGAAUUUCUUCACAGAUUUCACCAUGACUAUGGAUCUCAUGUCGAGCGAGGCGCCCCUGAAGAUGCUGUCAAUGGGAGGUGGAGGUCUUGGGAAGGACACGACGGCGUCCCUGCUGGAGGAGAGGUCCCCCGAGGGCUUGUGGCGAGCCUUCUUACAAGGCUCCCACCACCACCACCACCACCAUCACCACCCAACACCACCACCACCAACCACCACACACAGGAUGGAUACAAUAGACCGCCCAGUCACCCCAGAUUCGCCAGGAGCUGCCCUGCUGCCGCCCUCAGGAGUGGGCGGCCGGGCGUCGCCCUCGCCGCCCCCCGCCCACACCACCGUCUGCGACACCCACGGUGUGGACGAGGAGUUAACCCACAAGGGUCACAGCCCCGUGGUACAGAGUGCUGGGGGGACAACGCAGCAACAACAGACAGUUCAGCAACAGCCACCAACGAGCCAAUCAGCGGCGGAGAUCCGGCGAUACCGAACAGCCUUCACCAGGGAGCAGAUCGGCCGACUGGAGAAGGAGUUCUACAAGGAGAACUACGUGAGCCGACCCAGGCGCUGCGAGCUGGCCCAGGAGCUGAACCUGCCGGAGUCCACCAUUAAGGUGUGGUUCCAGAAUCGUCGGAUGAAGGACAAACGUCAGCGUUUGGCCCUGGCGUGGCCCUAUGCUGACCCUGCCUUGGCCGCUUAUUUACUACAUGCUGCUGCUGCCACAGGUGCCUACCCACCAUACCUCCCACCCUCUCUCACCACUGCUUCCCCAUGGGCUGCUGCAGCUGCAGCGGCAGCUGCUGCCCAGGUGGGGGGAGGUCCACCCCUCGGCUAUAGCGUACCUUCUCACGCACCAGCAUUGACCCGUUUUGCUCCAUACCCUCGCCCUCAUCCAGGAUUGCUCACCUCGCCCUAUCUAAGACCUGGAGAACUGCGACCACACGAGGUCCCUUCAGUUCUUCCUUCUCCUUUAACACCAACACCAGUGUCGCCGCGUCCACUAGUGGGUGGUCACCUUGCUACGUGCCCACUGCGAGACUCCCCUAAGGUGGGAGGAGAGUCUUGCGUGUGUGGUUUGCUGUACCCAACUUUACCCCUCUCUCACCCACUUGCCCCUAACCUUGACCCUACACCACUAACCACAUCUUCACCUACCACCACCACCACCAUUACCAAUCCUACACCUAGCACCCCACUUAAUAUUUCUGGGGGAUCUCUGGGGCAAACAUCACCGUCACACAAGACUAACUCCACCCCUUCACUUUUCCAACCCUACCGGGAUGAUCCAUAAGCUACCUCACCCCACCCCUGCCACUAGAUCUUUAUUUUAGCACACUUAAGCAACUUGGGCAUCAUCUCUACCUCUCCAGU
Procambarus clarkii (red swamp crayfish) is the source of this 1582-nucleotide messenger RNA. Its product is annotated as segmentation protein even-skipped. Gene Ontology annotation, molecular function: RNA polymerase II cis-regulatory region sequence-specific DNA binding; DNA-binding transcription factor activity, RNA polymerase II-specific. Gene Ontology annotation, cellular component: nucleus. NCBI's taxonomy places the organism in Eukaryota, Metazoa, Arthropoda, Malacostraca, Decapoda, Cambaridae. Gene Ontology annotation, biological process: regulation of transcription by RNA polymerase II. The record is from RefSeq and is a predicted model, not a curated record.